Messenger RNA from Phalacrocorax carbo (great cormorant), 1358 nucleotides. NCBI's taxonomy places the organism in Eukaryota, Metazoa, Chordata, Aves, Suliformes, Phalacrocoracidae. The record is from RefSeq and is a predicted model, not a curated record.
AUGUUCCAUGCCUUUUUUAGAUCUAUCUUUCGGGUUCUGCCACUGCUCCUUGUUCUGUCUCCAGUGAAUUCAUCUAGUUGUGCAAUGGGAAAUAAAACAACUGAAAUCCGUGUGAAGUACGAGAAUAUACUAAGCCACGACAUCAAUGAGCUGGUAAAUAUGUCUGCAGAGUAUCGUGACAGGUGCUGCAAGAAUAAAAAACAUGAAAAUAGCAAACUGUUUUUCUGCAAUGAUACUCAGGAAAUAGAAUCACUACAGAGUAUGGCAUGCAACAUGCUGAGAUUCUUUCAUAAGCAAAAAAUCAGCGAAGACUUUAGAUGGAAAGCAGCAUUAGUCUCGUGUGGGACAUUACAGGUUCUACAGUGCAAAUGUGAAAGACAUAAAAAAGAAAAGGUUUGCACACACAUAAAUACACAUAAUAAAGAAGGUACAGAAACAGGUGAACAGUCCAGAAAGAAGUGUAACCAUGAAUUUUGUGAACUGAAAGAAAAUGUAUCUAGCCUUCGAUCCUGCUGGAAUAAAUUUGAAAAAAUAAUUUCCAGGUGAUUCCAGGUGAAUCCUGCUCUUUUCUUUCAAAGUGGCAUUACUUGGUAUCUUUGCAUUUUGUAUGCAUUCUUCGAGUAACUGUGCUCGUUUGUAUGAACACUUUAUGCCAGAAUUCUGAUGGAAAGCUACUGUACCUUGUUCCUGGAGACGGAAUAAACAGAAACGGCUAAACCAAGCUGCUGAAGUCCAAGAAGUGGAAGUAAAAGACCAGCAUUUGAAACAAAGAACUUUGCAGAAGGCUAUGUUCCAGCUGUGUGCUCUGGAAACUAUUUUGAAUUUCCUGAUCUUUUGAGUAACUUUAUAAUACUGUCAUAUGAAAGCAAUCUACUUACAUGUCUACUGCGAUUUAUAAAAACAUCUUACAAGCUGCAGGUGAAGAAAACAGUAUGGCAAAGUAGCUGGUUCCUUUGUAUCUAUAUAAAAUGCAUCAAAGACCAAAAGGAAUAAUUUAGCAAACAAGCACCUGAUCUUGGGUCUGUCCUGUUGAUGCAAUGGAGUGUUCAGUGUGGGUAUGUAAUGGGUCUGCAAACUGAUUUAGGCUUGGGAAAAUGGGGAAAAGGUUGACUUAUUGAAAAACUUCGGAAGGAUACUGAUUUUUGAGAGAUGUAGCACACUUCUACUGGCUCAAGUAGAGGCAAGACAGCAAGACCUAUGGCAGGCGAAAAGGAGAUGCCUGAAUAUAAGUUGGUUCAGCUGACUGGAAACAGCACUAGCCGUAUGUGUUUGGUUAUCUUAGAGUUAGCUGCAGGAGGAGCUAGAAUUUCUUACCUUCACAUUGUGAUUUCUUAUAUGCAACUAUUUUAUAUAACGUG